UCCCAUCAGGGCGCACUCACUCUCUCACUCACUCACUAACACUAACUCCUCUCGCUCAGUCUCAGGGCUACUGCGGGACCAGGUCGGGGGGAAAUCACGGCGGAAACUUGAAGCAAAGAUGCGGGCGCUCGGUGCCGUGGGAGUCGGGGUGUUUUGGGCGCUGCUGGGCGCUCUGGUGCCCGGCGGCGCGUCGGAUCUGUUGACGCUGGUGCAGGAGCAGGUCAAGUCCGAGUCAGUCCUGCUGAAGCCAAAGGUUAUGAUCGCCAUUGUGGCUCGUAACGCAGAGCACAGCCUGCCUCACUACCUGGGCUGCAUAGAGAAGCUGGAGUACCCAAAGGAACGCAUAGCGAUCUGGGCAGCAACAGACCAUAACACAGACAACACUACUGCCAUGCUGAGAGAAUGGCUGAAGAGAGCUCAGCAUAUGUACCACUAUGUGGAGUGGAGACCCAUGGAGGAGCCAAAAUCUUACACAGAUGAGUGGGGUCCGAAGCACUGGCCUCCUUCAAGGUUCAACCAUGUGAUGAAGCUACGACAGGCAGCACUGAAGUCUGCCAGGGAACGAUGGGCCGACUACAUACUAUUUGUAGACAGUGACAACCUGUUGACCAACCCACAAGUGCUCAACCUGAUGAUGGCUGAAAACCUGACUCUUGUGGCUCCCAUGUUAGAGUCUCGCUCACUUUACUCCAACUUCUGGUGCGGGAUCACCCCUCAGGGUUACUAUAAGCGAACCCCAGACUACCAGCCCAUUAGGGAGUGGAAGCGUCUCGGCUGUUUCCCUGUUCCCAUGGUGCACAGCACCUACUUGCUGGACCUGCGUCGGGAAUCCACAAGGGACCUGACUUUCUACCCUCCUCACCCAGACUACAGCUGGGCGUUUGAUGACAUCAUGGUGUUUGCUUUCUCAGCCCGUCAAGCAGGUGUACAGAUGUAUGUGUGUAACAGAGAACACUACGGUUACCUGCCUGUUCCUCUCAAAGCACAGCAGAGUGUGGAGGAUGAGAGCGAGAGUUUCAUACACACCAUCACAGAGGCACUGAUUGACCACGACAUUGAGGCCUCUGAGCACCUGUACUUUCCGCCAUCGCCACAGGACACAAUGGGCUUUGAUAAAAUUUUACUGAUCAACCUGAAGCGCCGUCUGGACAGAAGAACCAGGAUGUUGAAAUCAAUGACUGCCCUGGGUUUACACGCCACGCUGACUGAUGCAGUGGACGGCAAGGCUCUGAAUUCGUCCCAGCUGCAGGCACUUGGUAUAGAAAUGAUGCCCGACUAUAAGGACCCGUACUCUGGUCGAGUCCUGACCCGAGGGGAGAUUGGUUGCUUCCUCAGCCAUCACUCCAUAUGGAUACAGAUGUUGGAGCAGGGCCUCCAGAGAGUUCUUGUUUUAGAGGACGAUGUGAGGUUUGAGCCCAGGUUUAAAAGACGAAUUCAGGCCAUAAUGGAUGACGUAGACAAAACCCAGCUGGACUGGGACCUCAUAUAUAUUGGACGUAAGCGCAUGCAGGUGCAGCAGCCUGAGCAGUCUGUGGAAGGUGUAAACAACCUGGUGAAGGCCGAUUACUCCUACUGGACGCUCGGCUAUGCACUUUCACAGCAAGGAGCCAGAAAGCUACUAGAUGCAGAUCCCUUCACAAGGAUGUUGCCUGUGGAUGAGUUCCUGCCUGUCAUGUUCGACAAACACCCCAAUACGAAGUACAUGUCUCACUUCAACCCACGGGACCUGCAGGCCUUCUCUGUGGAACCUCUACUCAUCUACCCCACCCACUACACUGGAGAGCCUGGCUACAUCAGUGACACUGAGACUUCCACCAUCUGGGAUGAUGAAGCCGUACUCACUGAUUGGGACCGACAACACGCACGCAAGACGGCCCAACAGGGCAGCAUCCGGCCUGUGGCACAGAACAGCGUCACCGGAGACUCGCCGCCUCCUGCAGCUCGUGCCUCACGAGAUGAACUGUGAUACACACACCUGAGAGCGUUAGGUGACACACACCUGAGACUGAGAGAGACUCCUGUUUACUGUGCAGUGUACACACAGUGAAUUUAAGGUGUACACCCACUUGAAAAGACUGUUGAACUACAAGCUGACAUACUGUACAUUCAUUCAUGGAUAAAAGUCAAGUUCUGAUGUCAGUAAAGGGACUCUGAGGAGAGGAAGAGGAGGAGAACCUGGGAUGAGGGCCAGCAGGCCUUUGACAAAAAGCUUUAUUUAUUCCCUGUGUGCCUCCUCUGGGCAUGUGGAGACACUUACAGCCUGAUGAAACUUAAGCAACACAUGGACCAGAGCUAACAUUAUUUGCAGUUUGUGUGAAAAAGAUAAAAAUCCUCCUCACAAAUCAAUGUUUUUUAUUGUUAAAGACAAUUAUUGUUAUUUAAAAAGAAAAACAUGUGUUUUGUUUAUUGGACAGCAGAGGAAUAAAGACGUUUUUAAGCUGUUUGAAAACAACUCUUAAGUGUGAGUGGGAAACUUAA
Notolabrus celidotus (New Zealand spotty) is the source of this 2478-nucleotide messenger RNA. It is a transcript of the gene colgalt2, whose product is annotated as collagen beta(1-O)galactosyltransferase 2. The coding region runs from base 119 to 1966 and encodes 615 amino acids. Gene Ontology annotation, molecular function: procollagen galactosyltransferase activity. The transcript is spliced from 12 exons. The record is from RefSeq and is a predicted model, not a curated record. NCBI's taxonomy places the organism in Eukaryota, Metazoa, Chordata, Actinopteri, Labriformes, Labridae.